This is a messenger RNA of Xiphias gladius (swordfish), 8483 nucleotides long. It is a transcript of the gene itgav, whose product is annotated as integrin, alpha V. Gene Ontology annotation, biological process: cell-matrix adhesion; integrin-mediated signaling pathway; cell adhesion mediated by integrin. Lineage: Eukaryota; Metazoa; Chordata; Actinopteri; Istiophoriformes; Xiphiidae. Gene Ontology annotation, molecular function: integrin binding. The transcript is spliced from 32 exons. The record is from RefSeq and is a predicted model, not a curated record. Bases 381 to 3518 code for a protein of 1045 amino acids. Gene Ontology annotation, cellular component: integrin complex; external side of plasma membrane.
CUCACUCGCUCGCUCGCUCGCUCACUCACUCACACACAAACGUAGUCGCGGCCUCUCCCCGGGAUUGUUCCCGAGUUUCUCCAGCUUUUAUCGGCUAAAACAGGCUAACGAACCGCCGCCGAGAACCGGACCGAGUCCGGUCUCUUCGCUGCCGCUGCGCUCGGUUCCCGACGGCUUCGGUCCGAGCCGCGGUUGUGGUUUAUUUAACACUUACAUGACGACUUGUUCUCCGUGCGGCUCCGGAGGACAGCUCCCGCUGGGAAGACUGAGAUUUUAAAGCCGCUUAAAGCGACUCUGCCGGUGGACACACAGCGCGGGAGGCUAGCUUACCAGCGGGCAUCUUCUUCGUCGGCGCUUCCCCUCGGUGCUCGGCAGCAGCCAUGGCGGGAGGUCGGUCCGGUCUCGGUCUGCUCGUCCUGGUCUGCGUCGGCUUCCACCGCUGCGGCUCCUUCAACCUGGACGUGGACGAGCCCUCCGUGUACUCCGGACCGCAGGGAAGCUACUUCGGCUUCUCGGUGGACUUCUUCAAGCCCCCGAACAACCAAAAGUCAGAGGUUCUGAUAGGAGCUCCUCGGGCCAACACCUCGGCCUCCAGCAGCGUUGUGGAGAGGGGAGCGGUGUACAGCUGCUCCUGGAAGAGCUCUUCAAACUGCCAGGAGCUGCAGUUCGACAACUCAGAUGACAGGAGGAAUUCAGACGGGGCUCAGAUGGAGUUUAAAUCCAAGCAGUGGUUCGGAGCCUCGGUACGAUCCGAUGGAGAGCACAUCCUGGCCUGUGCUCCUCUGUACCAGUGGUCAACCUUUGGUGUCUCUGAGCGUGAGCCGGUGGGAACGUGUUACCUGAAGAAAGGAGGCACAGUGGUCGAAUACUCACCCUGCAGAUCAAGUGCCAACUCACCAGAAGGGCAGGGCUUCUGCCAGGCCGGCUUCAGUGCUGACUUCCUUAAGAAGAACAACAGAGUGGUGGUGGGAGGACCUGGCAGCUUCUACUGGCAGGGCCAGCUGAUAUCCGAUGACGUCUCUGAGAUUUUUUCGCGGAUUGACAAAGGUUACAUCACCCCGUACGGAAACACCCUCGCCACCAAGUCAGCCGGUGCCCAGUACGACGACAGUUACCUCGGAUACUCUGUGACAGUUGGAGACUUCAAUGACGAUGCAAAGGAAGAUUACGUGACGGGAGUACCUCGGGGGGACAAGGCACUGGGUUAUGUGAACAUCUUCAACGGCCUCAACAUGGAGUCCAUGGUCAACUUCACAGGAACACAGAUGGCCGCCUACUUUGGACAUUCAGUAGCUGCCACUGAUGUUAAUAAUGACGGUUUGAUGGAUCUGCUGGUUGGAGCUCCGCUCUUCAUGGACAGAGGGUCAGACGGAAAGCUCCGGGAGGUGGGACAGGUGUCUGUGUACCUGGGUCGAGGCGGAUUUUCCUUCCGUUCACCUCAGCUGCUGACGGGGUCAGAGGUCUACGCCAGAUACGGCUCUGCCAUCGCAGCGCUGGGAGACCUGGACAUGGAUGGAUAUAACGAUGUGGCCAUCUCUGCUCCUUAUGGAGGCCCCGACCACAACGGCUUGGUCUACAUCCACAAUGGCCGUCCGCGGGGGCCCGACCCGUCACCUUCCCAGGUCCUUCAGGGCAAAUGGGCGUCCAGCUACAUGCCUGCUAGCUUUGGAUACUCCAUGACUGGAAGCACUGACAUAGACCAGAAUGGAUAUCCAGAUUUAAUAGUGGGAGUGUUUGGAGCAGACAAAGCUGUUUUAUACAGAGCUCGACCAGUCAUCAGUGUGAACGCCACGUUAGACAUGACACCUCAGAUCAUCAACCCGGAGGACAAGACCUGCACACUUCUUGGAACCAGCACGCCCGUGUCCUGUUUUAAGGUGAAGUACUGUCUGAGGGCCAGUGGCCGCGGAGCUCCAGCUACUCUCAAUUUCCGCGUGGACCUCAUGUUGGACCGUCUGAAGCAGAAGGAGACGACGAAACGCGUCCUGUUCCUGCACAGUCGGACCUUUCAGUACUCCAAGAACAUGACGGUGUCCAACGGCAAAGGCCCGACCUGCGAGGAGCAGCCCGUCUUCCUGAGGGACGACCGCGAGUUUCGGGAUAAGAUCACUCCCAUCUCCGUGGCGAUGGAGUACAGUCUGGACUACCAGCAGGCUGCAGACCGAACCGGACUGCUGCCCAUCCUCGACAUGUCGGCCCCGUCCAACGUCACCAAGCAGGCUCACAUCCUGUUGGACUGUGGAGAAGACAACAUCUGUAAACCCGACCUGAGGUUGUCAGUGAAGAGCGACCGCGAGCAGAUCUACAUCGGCGACGAUAACGCUCUGACCCUGGAGAUCAGUGCUGAGAACCAGGGCGAGGGAGCCUACGAGGCCGAACUCCACGUCUACCCUCCACAGCAGGCCGACUUCACCGGGGUCGUCCGCAGUGAGACCCUCACCAGGCUGUCCUGUGCUUACAAGAAGGAAAACCAGACCAAGAUGGUGGUGUGUGACCUGGGAAACCCCAUGAAGGGAGGAACCAAGGUGCUGGCAGAGUUGAGGUUCAGCGUGCACCAGCUGUCGGAGGAGGACACGUCUGUUAAGUUUGACCUGCAGAUAGUCAGCUCUAACCAGUUUGACAACACCAGUCCUCGAGUUUCCAGCAUCACCAAGCUGGCAAUCCUCGCUAAAGUCUCCAUCAGAGGGUCGUCGUCCCCUGGUCAGGUGCUGCUUCCCAUCGCCAAUUGGAAACCUAGAGUGCCUCCUGUGGUUGGAGACGACAUCGGUCCACAAAUAGUUCAUGUCUACGAGCUCCUGAACAACGGGCCCAGUACCUUCAGUAAAGCGGCUCUGGUGGUCGAGUGGCCGUACCAGUUUAAGAACGGCUCUCUGCUCUACAUCACAAGCUACGAGACGGAGGGACCCAUCAACUGUACCACCGACACAGAGAUCAACCCGCUCAAUGUGUCGAACCCCUUGACCUCACAGAAGAACACCAGCGUCGUCCCACCCAGAGAGCGAGAGACUGAGGGACGAAACAGGCACCACGUUCGCAAAAGAGACCUGGAGUCAAGAGACACACAGAACGACCUGCAAACACUGGACUGCAGCUCAGCAGAGUGUCUGCAGCUGAAAUGUCAGGUCGGUCGUCUUGAGAGGACGAAGAACGCCAUCCUCUUCAUCUACUCCAGACUGGCUGUCAACAACUUCCUCAGGACUGAGAAUCAAAAUCGUUCAUAUAUGGUUCGAUCUACAGCCUCUUUCAGUGUCAUCGAGAUGCCGUACAAGAACCUGGUGUCAGAGCUACCUUCCAAUAGCACCACUGUGAGCGUGUCGGUGAUGUGGGUGGCGGACCCCCUUACGCCGGUGCCAGGCUGGGUGGUGGCUCUGGCUGUACUGGCAGGACUGCUGCUGCUGGCGCUGCUCAUCUUCAUCAUGUACAAGUUGGGUUUCUUUAAGAGAGUCCGCCCCCCCCAGGAGGACUGCACUGAAAAGGAGCAGCUGCAGCCGGAGGAGAACGGCAACACUGACGCCUAGAGGUCGAACUCUGAGGAACGCCCCCCUCUGUUAGUACUGACAGAAAGUCCAGUAGAGAAAAAUCAGGGUAAAUAAGAGUUAAGAGAAUCUCACUGUAUUCACCGUUGAGUGGCAGAUAAUGGUACUGGUUUAAGUUUUGAUAAGGUUUUUGAUAUUUGUCUAUUCAUGUUGUGUUUGUGCCAAAUGAGAAGCUCCAACUGCAUCACACUGUUCACAGAUGAACUCCUCGUAGCUCAAGUAUUAAUGUUUUAAAAGAACUGUUCAUCAUUUUGGGAAAAGGUCAUCUUCAUGCCGCGAGCUAAACGAGAAGAUUAGUGCCAAUAUUGUAUCUGUCAGUUAAAUUUGACACUACAGCGUAACGACUGGAAACAAGGGGUCUGGUUCUGUCCAAAGCGAACAAAAUCCCCCUACCAGCUCCUCUAGAGCUCACUUAUUAACGCGUCGCACCUCGUUUGUUUAAUCCCUACAAAACCAAAGUGUGAAAACACCGAUUCACAGUUUUUACAGAGGAUUACGUGCUGAAGUAGUAGAAAACUGGAAAAUCAUCCAGCUCCUGAGCAUCAAACAAACGAGAUACAGCAUGUUAAUCAUGGAGCUUUAGAGCUUCUGAUUGGUGGAACUACUCUGUUAGUGAGAAUAAUCCCAAAUGUCUGAAUGCUUCAUAGUUCAAAACUUUGAUGGUGUGUGUUUGUUCAAACACACAGAUCAGGCAAGAGCGUAGUAGUUUUUCCCGAGAUACAAGGUUUCUGUCUGCACCAGAACCCAUGGAGCUUGGCCUGAUAUUUAAUUUGCACUUUUUUUUUUUUUUCUUGUCCAAACUCAAAAUGAUUAAUGAGCUGUAGGUGCUUGUUGCCCUUAAAGUCCAGAACUGCUGAUAAAGUCGAGUCGUUUUUCAACCUGUCUCAAAACUGCUCUGCCCUGAUCAACAACACUGUCUGCUAAACGAAUGUGUACAGAACAAGUGUGUUACUCCUGUAGUGGAACUUCCCUGGGUUUAUAGAGGACAGUGAGGGAGUUUUCUUAAAACCUGGACUCAGACUGAUUUAGCUUCCGCAAGCGCUCGCUUGCUAGUCUUCCCGGGGUCCAUGGAAAAUAACGAUAAAAAAACUUAAAACAGCAUUUUAAAAAUCGCACGGUAUCAACUGAACAAGAAACGGCAGAAGAGAAAACCAUCGUCAGCAAAUAAGAGGAAUUUUGCAAAUGGAUGCAUACAAUGGAAACAAAGAACAAUGCUAGCUAAGCUACGUCAGUGGCAGUUAGGAUAAACCUGUUCAGUACAAAUGAGGUGAUGAACCCGAGGAUGAUUCAUUGUGUUUAUCCACCAUAUGUGAUAAUAUGUCUGACGGUCAGCAUUAAUGCAGCAAUAUGUAAUAUAUGUAAAGUGGAAGUGUCUGACCAGCUGCGUUCAGGAGAUGGUUUAGUUUGCUGUGAUAUGCGACGGAGCGUUACAGUAAUAUAUUUGCCUUUAUUGUUUUGUUUUUCCUUCCGUUGUGUGUGUGGGGAAGCUGGUUUGAACUUCUCGUGUGAGAGUUCUGCUUUGGGGUGCUGGCGGGGUUUUUUUUAAGUAUUCUUUUGGUAUUUUCAACAAAACGGUGAUGAUGAGCGAUAAUUAACGGUAGUGGGUCCGACUCAUUUCAACAGGAAAUUGUUUGGCAAAGUUUAUUUUUGUUCAGAAAAAUGAUGUUUGGUUGGAAAAUCUAAGGGGACGAGUUUGUUCAGUCAGGAGCCGAAACAGUUCGAAACAUCGAAGGAAAGUGAAUCACCGACUAUUUUAAUGACCGAAUAAGUGUCUCAAGCAAAAGUAGCAAAUUAGUGCCAAAUAUUCUCUGAUUCCAGACUCUCAAAUGAGAGGACAAAACAAGACAUCUGGAGACGUAACGUUCGGCUCUGCAAGGGUAUGACGGGCUUUUUUCUUAACGUUUCAUAGACUUAACAGUUAAUCAACUAAUUGAAAAUUAAUCGUCAGAUUAACUGAUAAUGAAAAUAAUCAUCAGUCGGAGUCACAGUCAAAACAUAACUUAGCAACGAUUUCUUGGAUUUCUCAGCAAGUGGAAGCAGUGAACAUUUUAGCAUUUUCUAAAACCCGAAACCCAGAACCCAGAACAUAAGUUUUUGGGACUGUCCAUGACUAGGAUAUUAGCUGUGUAGUAUUCCCCCACUGUGUUGCAGUCAGUCCUGCACGCUGAAUGAGUUCGCUCCAGCAACUCCAGCCAACGUUAGCCGAUACGGCUGCCAAACACAUUAGUCACAACUUCAUCGUACUUAUAACAGUAGGACUAAGUAGCUCUACACUGCAAUAAAAGAACGAUGUCGUUUCCACGUCUUCAGCUGGCGAGGAUGAGGAUGUUUUAACCUGGGACAUGUAGCUUCAGCCUCAUUCUGUUAGCAUGAUAUCAUGUAGCCGCCAAAUGCAUUUUUAAGUUUCACAACAUUCUCAACUGAAAACGACCCAGCUGGACACAUUAAGAAGUCGGCCAGAGACCAUGUUUUCAACCAUCUCGCCGUGUUUGAUGGCGGCUUCUGCUGCAAUGUUCCCAAACUGUCCCACAAUGCCUCCGCAACCCACGUCAUUGGCUCUUCAAAACCUAGGAUGGUGGUAUUUGCGAAACGGUCUGCGGAGCCAACAUUAGCUUAAGCGGCCAGCUAGCUAAAGCUGAUAAAAUCUGCCAGAAUCUACGGUCGCUGGCCAGAAAUCAGAACCUGAUUUUGUCUAGUUAUGUCUGAAAUGAAAAAGUGGCGGUUGUUUGAAAAAAGUACUAAUAAUUUGGUGGCAAAUCUGCCGCCGUCGUCAUCAUAAACUGAAUGAUGUGCCGUACGAGAACAGAAAGAUUGACAGCCAUAGCAACAGUAACCAAGGUGGGCGGGGUUUAACAGACGGUCAGUUACAGCUACAGGUUACAGUUAUAACUUUCCCGCCCUGCACUGUCCGAGGACCUGGUAUGAUUUUUUAAAUAGUAUUAUUUUUCCUGAGAUUUCAGAGCGCUGACCGGCAGCUUUGCUGAGGACGAAAUGCGACGCGAUCUGACGGCAGGUUGCUGUUUCGUGUUUGACUGAAUGUGUGCGCGUGUGUGUGUGUGUGUGUGUGUGUGUGUGAACAUCUUAAAAAAGAAAAAAAAGAACAACUUUGCUAUAAAUUUACCCAUAUUGGGUUUGCUUUACGCACUAACGUUUAAGGUUGAUGAUAAUUUUAAAAAUAUAUUAAUCCAAUUAACAAUCACUUUGAAAUAGCUCCACAGGAACAGUUGGUUAUCACAUCACACAUUGUUUUCUUUUCGUUCACUGGCAUUUUAUCCGCUGCUUUUAUGAUUGUCCUCCCUCUGAAGAUAUCGCCACCGCAUUAUCAUUUUGUUAGCGAGCCCCUCGAUUUCAGCAGCGGGAGUUAAAGAUGCACUAAUACCACUGGACUUUGGUGUCACAGAAUUACUCCUGAUACUAAACCCCGACAUCAGUGUUCCCUUUUUGAGGUUUUUUUUACAAGGAGUUGGAUACGGUGUCUCCAUUCGCACAUUUAAGGAACGUAAGAAAAAGUUGCUAAAAGGCUGUUUUUCUUUUUCUGCUGUGUUUUACAGUGGAAACUAUUAGUCACUUAAUCGAUUAGUCAAUCACAGAAAAGACAGAAAAGUAAUCGGCAACUGUUUUUUCAUAAUCAGUUAAAUGUUUCAGUCAUUUUUCAAGCAAACAAGUGCCAAAUGUUCUCUGCAGCUUCUCAAACGAAAGGAUUUCUGUUUCUCUUUUGGUCUCAGCACCAGGAAUUCUUGACAUUUCACAGACUCAGCAAUUAAUCAAUGGUGAAAAUAAUGGAGAAUAAUAUUUCUUUCUGAGAGUUAGACGGUGAUCGAUGCCACUUUCAUGUCUGCACAGUAAAUGUCAUGCAGCAGCCCAUUAGCUUAGCUUAGCAUAACGGCGGCUGCUGGAUGUACCUUCAUAUUUAGCAUAAAGACAUGGGCUAAAUCCUUCUAACUGUCUCCCACAAGCUGUUCCUUUAAAGCCCCUGGAGACAUAAAUAACAGGGUACAUUUAUCACCUGGGUUAGAAUUAUUGAUGCUACAUCGUACAAAGGGCUAAACUCAUAAAUACGGAAAUGACUUUCAUUGAAAUGUUGCUUAAAUCUCAUUGGUGCACAGACAUUCGUGUCAUCAGUUGAAUCCCAGCAACCUCAAACCAGGAAGAAAAGCUCAGUUAAAAGGAAAGAAAUCCAGGAAUCUCUUGCGACAACUUUUCCAACUUUGGCAGAAAAUUUCCUGUUCACGCAGGACUCCAUCGCUCACUCGAGAAAUUAAUGGAGAAAAUACGUCUCGGGGUCUUUAAGCCGACUCUGUUUAUUAAAAGGUAAUAAAUGAGAAACGGUUUCAGUAUGAGUACUGAUCUUAGGUCAGUGGUAUCUGUGCAUCCUUAAACUGACAAGGUUGAUUUUUAGUCAUGACAGAGUGGUGUUACUCCACGUUUGAACCUGCUUAUAAAGGCUUUUCUAAGGACAUCGCCUAGCGCAGUAUAACGCACUUCUGUUGUCACCAGGGUUCAGCAGGACUGAGGUCAGUUCACUGUCUCCUCAGUCAGUUCAGAUUAUUCACAGAAGCUGCACUUCCUUUAAGUACUGGUGGCUUGGAUCUGACCUCGUGUUCGGGACUGAGGUUACACACUGAACCUGAGUGGGAACAGAGGUGAUCUCUUCCUCCUGAGGGAUUACACAACCUGAGGCUGAAGAGUAAUGAAAGAACCUGAAAACAAAAAAACAGUUUCCUGAGCUGACUGAGUGGAGCGACAUGACGCCAGUCCUGCAGCUGUCUGUCUGUCUGUCUGUCUGUCUGAGGAGCUUUAACUUUAUACAUAAUACCACUGUCUGUCUUUUUCCCUGCCCUGAGAAAAUAGUGACUAGUUUUGAUGUAUGUAUUCCUUCACCUAGAGAAUAAAAAAAUGAGAUGAUUUCACCUUUGAACUGAAAUAAACGGAUUUGUUCACAUUUUA